Molecule: messenger RNA, 1014 nt
Organism: Xiphias gladius (swordfish)
Lineage: Eukaryota; Metazoa; Chordata; Actinopteri; Istiophoriformes; Xiphiidae
Gene: otulina
Product: OTU deubiquitinase with linear linkage specificity a
Exons: 3
Coding region: 145-804 (219 amino acids)
Source: RefSeq, a predicted model, not a curated record
CUUUAAGAGUGGUGACGCGCAGUCGGUUAGCUAGCUUCCUCCGCAGCAGGGUGAGCUAACGGGCUGGUCGCUCUAAUGCCACAAAAACAUCAGUAGUCGUCUUUAAAGCGGGUUUUUUUGUGUUUUUUUAACUUUGAACUACUGAUGUCUUGGGUCAAAGUUGUGUCGGGCGGUGGUGAGGACGUCUUCGACGAGAAAGCGGACGACCUCAACCUCCUGAGUAAAGAGUGGACCUCCAACAUGAAGAAACGAGUCAGGGAUGGUUACGUAGACGGAGUCGAUGCCGGGGAGGAGGCCUCGCUUCAGACCGGUUUCAACCAGGGGUUCCGGGAGGGAGCAGCUCAGACUGUGGCAGUGGGCCGCCUCAAAGGAAUCGCAAGUGCUAUAUGGUGCUGGUGCCAGAUUGAGCAUCCAGAAAAACCCGUCCCAGAUUCUGUGACUGAGCUCCUGCAGCAGGUUUCAGAGCAUGAAGACAAAAUCACAGAUGGCAUCAGGAAGGCUUUGGAGAAUCCUCCUCCCAGUGUGAGCGACGUCUCUGAGAGCAUGGAGGAUCUGGAGGUGGAGCCGGCAGAUCGGGGCUGUUGUGGAGAGCGAUGUGAAGAGACGGACUGCUGCAAGAGAGGAGAAGAAAUGGACCUGGACAUUCCUCACCAGCCACAAAAGCACUGUUCAGGGUCCACCUACUGCUCCUCCAGCUCAGGUGAAGGUCUAAACCUCCUCCUGCAGCGCUGCGUGGAUGUAGUGUCAGACCUCGGACUGCCGCAGGAGCUGAUCAGUCACAUAGAGGGGCUGAAGAACAUGUAGUGACUGAAGACCAGGGACCAAAAUCACAGCAGGUGUGAAGGAGAACGAUACUUGAAUGGGCACAUGAACUAUGAAACAAAGCAGGUCUAAGUGUAAAUUUCUUACACACUGCAAUGAAGUACUUUUGAUGUAUAUAAAGUAAAAUAUGAUUUUUCAAUCUUUAGUAUUUUAAGAAUGUUUGAAAAUAAAAAAUGGAUUUGUAAUAUUUAA